GUCGAUAGUCUCCAAGGUGACAGAAACGAUCCGCUCGAACGCGCCCUUUUGCUUUAGUGGUCACGUGACUUUUGUUGACACACGAGCGCACCGGAGGAGUAAGACCGGUUUUUUUUGUUUGUUGCGGUUUGUUUCCUGUAUCUACCAAAAGUAUUUACGUGGAACUCAAGCAUACGGUUCUUUGUGAUAGUUACGUAGCCAUUUGAACAAUAGUGAACAUCUGAAAACAGCUGCUGACUUGGCCGAUCCCGUCCAAUCUGUCCCAGUGCUAAUGCUAGCUAGCUAGCGCUGUGCUCUUAUCUUUUGUAUCGUUUCGGCUGCAGUCACCUUCUCCGACAUGGCCUCGCCUGCACCUGGAGCGGGAUUUCAGAACAAGAACCGUGUUGCCAUUUUGGCUGAACUGGACAAGGAGAAGAGACGCUUGAUACAAAACUCCUCCAUGAAUAACCCUGGAGCCAGCAUCCCUCUCUCCAGACCAGCCCUGAAUAAAGACUUCAGAGACCACGCGGAGCAGCAGCACAUCGCUGCCCAGCAGAAAGCAGCUCUGCAGCACGCACAUGCUCACUCUUCUGGAUUCUUCAUCACUCAAGACUCCUCCUUCGGGAACCUCAUCCUCCCAGUGCUGCCACGACUAGACCCACCUCCUCCAGCAGAAUAACAGACCCUUAGGAAGGAAACAGCAGAAAGAGCUAAAAGCAGCACCUGUUGGGUGUUGACGAAUGGCAGCGGGCCACAGAUCAUCGGCCGUCAUUUUCUGUUCAUUUUCCAAUUAUUCUGUUGAAUUGCCACCGUUCGUCCACACCUAGCAGGUAAUUUACUGCGCAUGGCCGGCGUUCGUUCUGGUGUUUCCUCCCUAACAGACAUAGUGACAAUACAGAGACUCUUUGUUACGAGUUGCUCUCUAGGACUUUUUGAAGAAGGUCUCGGAUUGUUUGUUGAAGCUGAGGGUCAUAUUAUUUCUGUCUAUUUUUGGUAUGGUGCACCGUACAUUAUGUGGUUUUGAAAGAAGUCAGACAAUGUAGUUUUUGUAACAUUUUUUAUAAAUUAAGGCCUAAUCAAAUAAAGAUGAAGUCAACAACA
This is a messenger RNA of Coregonus clupeaformis (lake whitefish), 1080 nucleotides long. RefSeq names its product ints3 and nabp interacting protein. Lineage: Eukaryota; Metazoa; Chordata; Actinopteri; Salmoniformes; Salmonidae. Gene Ontology annotation, biological process: DNA repair. The transcript has 4 exons. Gene Ontology annotation, cellular component: SOSS complex; nucleoplasm; nucleus. Bases 338 to 658 code for a protein of 106 amino acids. The record is from RefSeq and is a predicted model, not a curated record.